Ylistrum balloti is the source of this 429-nucleotide messenger RNA. RefSeq lists its product as uncharacterized. The transcript is spliced from 3 exons. The coding region runs from base 1 to 429 and encodes 142 amino acids. Lineage: Eukaryota; Metazoa; Mollusca; Bivalvia; Pectinida; Pectinidae. The record is from RefSeq and is a predicted model, not a curated record.
AUGUAUUUAUUUCCAGGCGAAAAGUUACAACAAGUUGUCAAAGGUUUUCUGGAGAGGGGUGGAAUACCUGAUUCUGUUUGUGAUCAUAACAUGACCUUCACCGAUGUGUUGGUUGGAUGGCUUGGUGGCGUGCAAGAUACAAGAGUAUUUAAUAACAGCAAUAUUGUUUCUCCUUACAGUUCAUUACUGACAUCAUAUAGGGAUACUGGAUCACUGACCAGUUGCCAGGAAAAAUACAACUAUAAACAUGCUGCAACCCCAAAUACAAAUGAAUGCAGCUUUGUCUUUCUAAAGGGAAGAUGGAGGAAACUACACUACAUGAACCUUCUUUCAAUCACAGAUAUUUGUGAAAUUAUAUUUGCAUGUUGUGUCUUUCAUAACUUUGUUAUGGUCAGGAUGCCGAUGAAACAAACCAAGGGUGUACCGUGA